Molecule: messenger RNA, 429 nt
Organism: Marasmius oreades (fairy-ring Marasmius)
Lineage: Eukaryota; Fungi; Basidiomycota; Agaricomycetes; Agaricales; Marasmiaceae
Exons: 3
Coding region: 1-429 (142 amino acids)
Source: RefSeq, a predicted model, not a curated record
AUGUCGGUAUUAUCUUCAUUUAGGAUGCUCGUCUCCAUCGCUGCAAACUCUCCUCCGAAGUUCACGAGCACCUCAGUUCAAUCCGGUUGCUUUAUUAUGACUGCGUCGACGGUUGUUUGCGAUAGCGUCAGGCAGAAGAAGCUGAAAUGGAAGCUCAACGACGUUGAGUUGUUGGCUGGGAAUAUACCUUCUAGCCUCGCUAAUGACGUACGAGUCACAUUCACCGGCCGACCUGCACCGGCAUCGAAAUGGCUCGUGUGCUUGUGUUGCCUCAUAUCUGAGCCUGGAAGCGACGGAGGCGGUGAUGUUCGGGUUGGGCUGACAAACCACGAGCUUGGUACAUACUGUCAUCCCCCUCUCUUAUUCCAAAGCUUAGCUGUUCCUUUGGAGAGUACCUCGAAGCAUGGAACGCAACACCCAUCAUCAUGA